AUGCGCCCAAUAGAUGUCUCUACUACUAAUGAAAAACUUGUGUAUAACAACCUGUUCUCUAAAACUAAAUUAACCCCAAACAAAAUAAAUACUGGUGAUAAAGUAAGACGAGUAUAUGACAUGAAAGCAUUUGAUAAAGGAUAUUACCCUAGUUGGACAGACCAAAUAUUUACUGUUGAAAAUACUAUAAAAGGUGAUAAACAGUAUGUUUUUAAGCUAAGAGAUGAACAGGGAAAUAUACUUGAGCAGCGCUUUUAUCCCCAGGAAUUGCAACAAAUUACUGAUAAUCUGUACAGAAUUGAAAAAGUUAUUAAAAAACGUAAACGCCGUGGAAAAACUGAAUACUUUGUAAAGUGGUUAAACUAUCCGGAAAGCUAUAAUAGUUGGACAGAUAAUAUUGAAAAUGUUUCGUAA
Molecule: messenger RNA, 414 nt
Organism: Oppia nitens
Lineage: Eukaryota; Metazoa; Arthropoda; Arachnida; Sarcoptiformes; Oppiidae
Exons: 1
Coding region: 1-414 (137 amino acids)
Source: RefSeq, a predicted model, not a curated record